AGAAUCAAUCCAUUUCUUGAAUCCAACGGCUGAUAUCCAUUUUCUAAGUUGUUCUUGUUCCUCCACCUCACCUUUAUACCGCUUGCAUCAAACCAUUUUGUUUCUGCAACUUCUGUCCGUUCCAUUUCAACCUCGUCAAAUACUUGUACUUAUCUCAGGCUUCCAGCAUAUAAUUUAUUUGAGAUUUCUAUGGCGGGAAGGUCUGCAGCAAGAUGCAUUUUGAGGAGGUUUUCAAGCGGUGGCAAGGUUCUCAGUGAGGAGGAAAAAGCUGCAGAGAAUGUCUACAUCAAAAAAAUGGAGAAAGAGAAGCUGGAGAAGCUUGCACGUCAGGGUCUUAAACCAGAGACACAGGCAAGUGGCUCAGCCUCAGGGGCUCCAGUAACUGAAGGUGUUAAGCCAAAUGAAGCUCCCAAAGUUUCAGAAGACAAAUACAAGAAUUACGCUAUCGUUGCUGGAACAAUCACUGGUUUAGCUGCUGUAGGGUGGUGGUAUAAAACAAGAUCAAAGAAGACUGAAGAAGUACAUGACUGAGUAGAGAUACCUGAAUGUUUUAGUCCUUAUUGAAGAGGGUGAUGCUUGACUACAAACAUGUUUGAUAAAUCCAUGUGAUUCUGUCAUAAGACAAUGGAGUUUUCUUUGGGCAUUCCCUAAUCAUUUAGUUUGCUUUCGCAUGCCUUUGGGUGGUAAUACCGUCUGUUCAAUGAAAAUAAGUUGAUUCUCAAAAAUCAUCCGUUCUUUUGUUGGCGUUUAGGCACUUUUUAGCCGCCUUGAAUUCCCAUGUUAAUAAAAGUGCAAUUAAUGGUUUUAGUUGCCGUUUAAGGAUA
Molecule: messenger RNA, 824 nt
Organism: Amaranthus tricolor (Joseph's coat)
Lineage: Eukaryota; Viridiplantae; Streptophyta; Magnoliopsida; Caryophyllales; Amaranthaceae
Exons: 4
Coding region: 190-531 (113 amino acids)
Source: RefSeq, a predicted model, not a curated record